Molecule: messenger RNA, 4511 nt
Organism: Cheilinus undulatus (humphead wrasse)
Lineage: Eukaryota; Metazoa; Chordata; Actinopteri; Labriformes; Labridae
Gene: arhgef15b
Product: Rho guanine nucleotide exchange factor 15b
Exons: 16
Coding region: 392-3598 (1068 amino acids)
Biological process (GO): activation of GTPase activity
Molecular function (GO): guanyl-nucleotide exchange factor activity; protein binding
Source: RefSeq, a predicted model, not a curated record
AACAAAGGAGACAACAACCGGGGGAUGAUGGUUCCUCAGACAACAAGCCUGUCAGAGAAACAAUAAGACACUCAACCGGUUUGCUUAAACGCUGUGGACAUUUUUUCCCCAGACUGUGUUUUUAACGGCCGUUUUUUUCUCGAGUUAGCUAAGUUUACGGAGCACUAACGUCUCUGCACCCUGGAGCGAAUUUUGACCUAAAGCCCUUUUUCUCCAGUCGAAGCUAACUAUGUUGGAUUGCCGACUGUAAAGCCGAAUGACAGAAGAGAAACAACCCGACACGUCUGAGUGAAAUGGUGAUGAUGCUCACACUGACCUUUGCACCCAAAGCCUGACCUACGAUUGGUCAGGGCUGGAAGUGAAUGCACCAAAAGGGAAGGCUUCAGCCAAAAUGUCAGUCCAGGGGCCACCCCAGCCGCCCACAUCGCCUUUACCCCUUAAACCUGAGAUCAAACCCAGACCAGAGAUCCCCCCUAAACCACCAACACAACCCAUCUCCCCUCCUCUGGGGGACAGAAGCAGCAGUGCAAGCCUCUCGGGAGGGAAAGUUAAGAGGAUUGUGGACAGGUUUACCAGACAUGAGUCUUCGAAGAGUGAACCUGGGGACCUUUGUGCCAAUGGUGCAGCAGAAGUUCAACAGAGCAAACGGUUCAAAAGGCCACCUACGAUAAAGCCCAAACCAGGCCGGGCCAGUCUGCAACUUCAGCUCGGAGGAGAGCAGGCACCUCCACUGCCUAUGAAGAGGAGCCGAAUUCCACAGAAACCAAAGGAAAGCGAGGAGAAAGAGGAAGUGGAGAGCAUCACUGUGGAAGGAGGGAGAUCAGCUCCUGAUGGAAAAGAGGUGGAAAUUCAGCCAAUCGGAGGAGGUGAAGCAGAGGUGGAGCACAGUCCAGACACUCCUCUCAGUCCCACCUGUCAACCCAACUGUACCUGUGUGUGUCACCUUGAGUGGCCUGGAAUGAAACUGAUAUGGGUUCCUGUGGAUGCUGCAGAGGAUGGAGGAGACGGAGACGGUGGUGAGAAUUGUGUGAAGGAAUUUUUGGAGAACUAUGAAGAGGUGAUAGUGGAACAGGAGGCGAAGGAAGAGGGAGAAGAGGAAGGGAAGGAGGAGACUGAGGAGGAGGAGGAGGAAGAGGAAGAGAGGGAAAAGGAAGGGGACAGCAGGGUGGGGGAUGAGGUUGACAGGACUUCUGUGGUUGAUGAGAGUGAGCUUUCAAAACAAGACAAAGCAAAGUUUCAUCAUUCUUUGGGCGUUUUGUUGGCAGACGGUCACAGGAGACGAUCAGACCCGGGCCCUCACUCCAUCAUCACCUCCAUCACUGUCACCCGCUCUCAGUCUCCACCUGUCCCCCCUAAACAGUCACAAUCCUCCCACAGUUCAGUACAGCAAGAUACGAUACCCACAUGUGAUGAAGAGGAAAGUAUUUACGAGGACACUAUUUGUGUCAUCGAGACCCCUCCUAAAAAGACUACUUCUGUGUGUAAGGAGCUGGAUAUUCCUCUUAUUAAAGUCCGAAAACCAGCCCGUCGUUCCAAACUGUCAUACAGCACCUCAGACCCCACGUCAGAGUUUCAGAACAGUAAAGAACCUGCCCCAAGCCCAGAGGAUGUCCCGCCUGCCAUCCCUCCAAGGGUUCCCCUGACACAGGAAAGCCGGAGCCUCACACCUGUUCACCGCGCUGGCAUUCCUCUACCACAACCCACUGUGGAUGAGUGGCGUAAUCUGCGGCCCUCUUCCCCUAACAGCUCUGCUGGCAGGGGUCUGAGCCCUCAUCGAGCUGUCACUCCACCCCCACUCAGCCCUCACAGACCACCACCUCCGCCACCAAAGACCGACCCAAGGAGGCUCAGCAGUGCCUCACUGCAGUCCCUCACACAGAGAAAAGGAGGUGGGGAGAGUGGAGGAAUUGAAGGAGAGAAAGAAGACAUGCCAGAAGAUGUAAUCCCAGAAAGAAGCAGCUCCCUCAAGAGGCAGACUUCAUUCAGCUGGGAGUCUCGGCUGCAGGAUGAACCUCUUUAUCAGACGUACCGUGCCACUGUCAUCACCAAAGAGAUCCGACGCCAGACAGUCUGCCGUAACAUUAGUAAAACCAGCGCAGACUAUGCUACGGACUGGAAAGCACCUCGCUCCGGUGCUGGAACCAGUACUGGUAGUGGUUCAGGGACUGCUACUGGAAAUGGGGCCCUUAGGAGCAGCCCUGUGCCCACGCCGGGACAGAGCACCCUGUGGCAGGAGCUCCAGCAUGUUCGAGAGAGUGGUGUGCUGGAGCAGCUCACCCCUGACCAGUGCAAGUACCAGGAGAGCAUGUUUGAGGUUCUGACCUCUGAGGCCUCUUACCUCAGAUCCCUGCGAGUUCUGACUGAACACUUCCUGGACAGCCGGGAGCUGGAGGAGACAAUGAUCAUCAUGGACAAGAGGACCCUCUUCUCCAACAUCCUGCGGGUCAGGGAGGUCAGCGAGAGGUUCUUAAAGGACCUGGAGGAGAGAAUUUUCCAGGACAUAGUCUUCCCUGACAUCUGUGACAUCAUCCACUAUCAUGCCCAGCACAACUUCCCCGCUUACAUUGACUAUGUCCGCAACCAGAUCUACCAGGAGAAGAUGUACACCUCUCUCAUGAAAAACAACGCACAGUUCGCUACAGUCAUUAGUCGUCUCCAGGAGUCACCACAAUGUCAACGGCUGCCUUUCAUGUCCUUCUUACUGCUGCCCUUCCAGAGGAUUACGCGCAUUAAGAUGCUGAUUGAGAACAUCCUGAAGAGAACAAAAGAGAGGACGAACGAGGAGCAGGCUGCCUCCAAGGCUUUGGCUUCAGUGUCGAAGAUCAUUGAUGAGUGUAACACACAGGUUGGAAAGAUGAGACAGAUGGAGGAGCUGAUCUAUGUCUCUAACACACUGGAGUUUGAGAAGCUCAAGGCUAUCCCAAUCAUCUCCCAGACUCGAUACUUGGAGAAGAAAGGCGAGUUGCAGGAAAUGUCAAAAGGAGGAACUCUUUUCAACAUGAGGGUCAAGUUCACCCCUAUCUACCUCUUCCUCUUCAAUGAUCUGCUCGUCAUCACUGCCAAGAAAGGAGCGGAGCGCUUUUUGGUACUCGACCACGCCCAUCGCUCUCUGGUGCAGGUGCAGCCAGCAGAAGAAUCUACAAACAGCAGCAGCCCCCUCGAACACUGCUUCAACCUCACGCUGCUGGAAAACCACCAGGGACGCAUGGUAGAGAGGCUGAUCAAAGCUCCAUCUCAGUCAGACAUGCACAGGUGGAUGGCUGCUUUCCCCAACCCCGCUAACCCUGACAGAGAUGACGAGGAAGUCAUUUACGAGGACUGGGACUGUCCCCAGGUGCAGUGUGUGGAGCCGUACAUCGCCCAGCAGGCAGAUGAGCUCACCCUGGAGCCCACUGAGAUCAUCAAUGUCAUCCGUAAAACCAAUGAGGGCUGUUACGAAGGCAUCCGCCUGUCAGACGGUCAGAAGGGCUGGUUCCCUGCAGGAAACGUCAUAGAGAUCACCAACGAGCAUGUGAGACGGCGGAACCUGCGAGAGCGAUACAGGGUCAUGCAGGCAGCGAGCAUGGUCACCAACAGCAGGGCCAGCACCAGCAACUAACCAAUCGACAAAGUUUACAUUUUUUUAAAGAAGUGGACUGUGUACAAAGAUUAUUCAGGGACUUGGAACUUCAUUUUACCACAGCCAGGAAGUAAAAGACAAUGACUGACGAUCAUGAGACGUCAUACAUCUGCAAUCAUCUUAUCUAUACUACAGCAGCCCCUGAGUGUGCACUUACUGUAAGCAGCUGGGAGUGUGAGGUAGAUCAUUUACUGAGACUUUAUGUGCAUGUGUGCAUUCAAUAACAAAGAUCAGCAUUACAGCUGCACUUUACCUCCUCUUAAGAGCAUGCAGCCAUGCGUUAAUGUAUGAAAUACCGAUCAUACCAAUCCACUGCUCAGAAAGACUGUUGAAAUGUCAGAUCUGCUGCCAAGAGAAGAUUGUGGCAGUCCUGUAAACGCCUCUUAUGUCGUAACUGUCACAUGUGCAUGCACGAGUUAAACCCUCUCAUUCCAGUCACAAACAACAGCCUGUUGUGUGUUGAUAAGGAAAUAAGGACAGAAUGUGACACUUUUUAUGCUACAAAAAGAUGUAAUUUUAAAAAUGAGCUAUCGAAAUUCAAGUGUAUAGGAAAUUGAUCACCAAAUCUGACAAAUCUAAUCAGGAAGUGCCUUUGAAUCAACUUAAAACACAAAAGAAAUAUUUAAAAUUAGCAUUAAGAUCACGUAAAGCACAGAGAAUUUUAAAAUACAUGUAAAAAUGUGAGCUUAACUUUACUUCCAUUACAGUUGUGUACUGUUCACUAACUCGUUAGCUCAUGUGCCAUUGUAGAAUAAUACUGUAGUGCCCCCUGCUGCUUGUUGUCAUGGAUAUAUGUGGAUAUGCUGUAAAUAUAUUAAGUGUUGUAAAUAACGAGGAGUUUUCUCUCCGUCAAAACAGUAGUGGUGCUUUUAAUUAAAGAAAGUGUCUUUUU